GAUUAUCUCUUUUCCCGCCCGUUUGGCCCGACUCCAACGACUUUCACGCAGCCUGUGUUUAUUAAAUGGGCCGAGGCUUGAGAGCGCGAGAAUUUUAAACGGCUAAACGGCAAGAUCAGCAUUGAGCACCUUUUUUCACAGAUACUGACUGACUGACUGACUGACUGACUGAGGGGUGAGCGCUCUUCCUUCCAACGGCGACAUCGUUGGGAUUGGACGAUCUCUGGUGGGAACUGGGAAUGAGUAAACUGAAGCCCUCAAACACGAGUCCAUCAGUCUGAAAUCGGGGCGGUCGAGUCCUCAACCCAGUUGUGGAAGUGGAACGGAUUGGCACCUUGGGCAAAGUCCUGAACCGCAGCAAAGCUCUACGGGGAAAAGAGCGAUUACUUAUUCAAUCCAAUAAUCAUAAUUUCUAUAGCAGAUAACCAACUCGUCUUUACCAUCUCCUUCAUCGUCCGCUCCAAGAACUCGACUGCUGAGACUCAAUUAGCGAAGACGUUAGUUGCCGCAACUUCGGUUAGACAACGGAUCUCAACAACCAGUGUUUUUUUUUCUUUUUUAAUUUCAUCCUUCAAAUAAAUAUUCAGGACCAGUAUGCCGCUAAAAUCCGCCAUGUCCGCCCCCGCCAAGCUUGACGACUUUGUCAAGAUUGAGAAGAUCGGCGAAGGCACGUACGGCGUGGUGUUCAAAGGGAAAAACAAAAAAACGGGCGAAAUCGUGGCCAUGAAAAAGAUUCGCUUGGAAUCCGAGGAGGAGGGCGUGCCUUCCACGGCCAUCCGAGAAAUCUCUUUGCUCAAAGAGCUUCAACAUCCCAACGUGGUUUGCCUUGAGGAUGUCAUUAUGCAAGAGAACCGCCUUUACCUGAUCUUCGAGUUCUUGACCAUGGACUUGAAGAAGUAUAUGGAUACGGCCAUUGGCAGUGGAGAAAUGAUGGACCCACAGCUGGUCAAGAGCUACACCUAUCAAAUUCUCCAAGGCAUGCUUUUCUGUCACCAACGACGCGUCCUUCAUCGGGAUCUCAAGCCACAGAACUUGCUCAUCGACAAGAACGGGGCCAUCAAGAUCGCGGAUUUCGGACUGGCUCGGGCUUUUGGCAUCCCGGUGCGGGUGUACACUCACGAGGUGGUGACCCUGUGGUAUCGAGCCCCGGAGAUUCUCCUGGGCGCUAACAAAUACUCCUGUCCCAUUGACGUGUGGUCUAUUGGGUGUAUUUUUGCCGAAAUGGCCACCCGCAAGCCGCUUUUCCAAGGCGACUCUGAGAUCGACGAACUAUUCCGAAUCUUCCGGAUUCUGCGAACCCCCAAUGAGGAGAUCUGGCCGGGUGUGACCCAAAUGCCGGACUUCAAAGCCACCUUCCCAGCUUGGACCACGAAUUGUCUCAAGAAUACGGUCAAGCAAUUGGAUGACCAGGGUCUCGAUCUGUUGGAGCAGAUGCUGGUAUACAAUCCGGCCAAGCGGAUUUCCGCCAAGCAAGCCCUAAAACAUCCCUAUUUUGACGAUCUCGAUAAAUUUGCUUUGCCCGCCAAACCGAAUGAGUUCGAUAUCAAAAUCUAAAGGUGAUUUCAGAUCGGAAGACUACUACCAUUUCACCAUAUUCUUCUCAAGCUCUGUUUUUCUGUGUAAAUAUUUUCGGUGUUUUCAAAUCAAACUGGUGGGUUGAAAUGUUUUUUUUUCUUCAUCUUUAUUAUUCGUAAUAAAAAGCGAUUCAUCCGACCAGUUAA
Tigriopus californicus is the source of this 1721-nucleotide messenger RNA. It is a transcript of the gene Cdk1, whose product is annotated as cyclin-dependent kinase 1-like. Gene Ontology annotation, cellular component: nucleus. NCBI's taxonomy places the organism in Eukaryota, Metazoa, Arthropoda, Copepoda, Harpacticoida, Harpacticidae. Gene Ontology annotation, biological process: mitotic G2 DNA damage checkpoint signaling; G2/M transition of mitotic cell cycle; protein phosphorylation. The transcript is spliced from 4 exons. The record is from RefSeq and is a predicted model, not a curated record. Gene Ontology annotation, molecular function: cyclin-dependent protein serine/threonine kinase activity; RNA polymerase II CTD heptapeptide repeat kinase activity; ATP binding. The coding region runs from base 595 to 1554 and encodes 319 amino acids.